Acanthamoeba castellanii str. Neff is the source of this 2877-nucleotide messenger RNA. Its product is annotated as leucine rich repeat domain containing protein. Gene Ontology annotation, molecular function: protein binding. Lineage: Eukaryota; Discosea; Longamoebia; Acanthamoebidae. The coding region runs from base 1 to 2877 and encodes 958 amino acids. The transcript is spliced from 12 exons. The record is from RefSeq and is a predicted model, not a curated record.
AUGCUGUUGAGUGAGGCCGAGAAGGAGCGAACCUUCAUGUUCGCCUCCCAGCGCCUCAUCUUUCGGCCAGGGGGCGCCUCAAGUACCACACCAGCCGGUUGGGCUCUGGGCAGCGCCACCCGGGGCGAGCGCGCCGCCACCUUCCUGCCCUCUGCCUCGCCGGCGGCGUCUUCUUCCCCUUCGGCCCCACUCUGGGGGGCACGGCCCGCGGUGACGGCGUCGGGCGGAGCGCCCACGCGACAGGGCGCCAUUCUUCUGUCGCGCGAACGUACCGCCUCGCCCACUCCCACCUCGCCCAGGGAUGGCGACAAAGAAGAAGAAAACGGCACAACAAAGAACGAAAGCGAAGAAAAGAACGAAAGCGACGAAGAGGUGCAGGGGCAAGAGGAGGAAAGAGAGAAGGCAGGAGCGACGGCGACGGCGGGCGAGCAGCUGCUGGACGUGUCGGAGGAGACCGAGCAGCAGAGGGAGCCGUGCCCAGACGGGGUGGACUGCCGGAGCGAGGACCCGCGCCACUUCAUCCUCUUCCUCCACACCGCGCGCGACGAGUUCGCGGAGCCGUCGGCGUCGCCGCCGGCCUUGUUCAGGAACCGCUCCAUCCUGUUCACCUCCAGCUUCGACGCUCUGCAGCCCAUCACGACCAGCGAAAAGGAGAUGCCGUCGAACAAUGACAGCAACGACGCGCUGACAGCCAAGCGCGCGCUGCUGCGGCGGUCGACCAGCUUCGAUUCGGGCCUCAAGCGCGAGAUCUCGUUUUCCAGCCUCGGCGGCGGCCUGGCAGCGGUGGGUCCGAGCGGGUCGUCCGACAACAGCGAAAAGAGCGGGUGGCUGCACAAGCGAGCCGCCCUGCGCAAGACGAGGCAGCUGUUGUACUACAAGGCCCGGGCGGACACGACGGCGCAGGGCAAGGGUCCCGAGGGAUCGGUGUGGCUGGAUGACGCCAGCACCCUCCCCGCGCCCGAAUCCGACGACCGCGCUCACUGCUUCCGCCUCUGCACGCCGCGCAAGACGCUCCAGCUCUCGGCUCUGGACGAAGAAUCCAAGUGGAGCUGGAUCAGGGCCAUCACCGUGGCUGCUUCGCGAGGGAUGAAGUCCCCGCCGAGCGGUGACCAAUCGCCGCUGGUGUUCGGGAAGGGUCUCAAGGCCAGCGGCAACGGCAGCCUGUUCGACUUCUCCACGUCCUUUCGGCAGCUGCCCGAGGCGUCGCGCACGCCGGGCGGCGAGGAGGCCGACAAGCAGUACAACGCAGAGCGCGAGCGGCAGGAGAAGAAGCGAAAGGAGAAGAAGAAGCGCGAGAAGGAGAAGAACUACGCCAAGGAGUACGGGCGGAAGAUCGACUGGACCGGGCGCGACCUCAAGGUCCUCCCGGAGAAGCUCUACGAGUUCGCCAACUUCGACGGGCUCACGAAGCUGGUGGUCCGGGCCAACCAGCUGUCGGCCUUCCCGGGCGAGCUCUCCAUGCUCCGCGGCCUCACCUACCUGGACUACUCCGAGAACCUCAUCAAAGAGCUGCCCAAGGAAAUGGGAGCGAUGUAUCGAUUGAAGGAGCUGUACCUCGAGUCGAACCGACUGGAGCGCUUGCCGCCAGAGCUGGGCAAGCUCACACGCCUCCGGGUGCUCAACAUAGGAAACGGUCAAGACUGGUAUAACGUGGUGGAGGCUCAGCGUUCGGCCAACAAGAUCCGGAGCCUGCCCGACGAGAUCGCCCAGCUGGCCCACCUACGCUCGUUCGACUGCAGCAACAACGCCAUCUCCGCCAUUCCGCCCGGCUUCUUCGACAACUGCACCAAGCUCGUCAAGCUGGACCUAACCGGCAACCAGCUCUCGUCGGUGGAGGAGACGCUUAUGAUUGUGCGACUGCCGGGCAGCCUGGGCCGGCUCGUGCAGCUGGAGAAGCUGCUGGUCUCGCACAACAAGAUCGAGGAGCUGCCGCCGCAGGUUGGCUGGUUGCGUCAGCUCAAGCUGCUCCACCUGGUCGAUAACAAGCUCAGCCGACUUCCGCCCCAGGUUGGGCACUGCAGCCGGCUGGAGCAGCUCUACAUGGAAGACAACCCCAUCAAAGACCCACCGCGUCACGUCUUCAAGCUCGAGCUCACCGAGCUUCUUCUCUAUCUCAGCGUACAGCUCUGCAUCCCCGAUUUGGGCAAAGGAGAGGAGCAGUGCUUCCGCACGCGCGUGGUGCUGUUCGGAGACGACGACAAGGACAAGCUGUUCAAGGCGAUCGACGGGAAGGGGCGCUACCGCCGCCGGCCGAUGCUGGAUCCAGAGGCGCUGCUGCCGCGGCUGUUCAUGACCGACGAGGUGGUGGUGAUCCAUUGCCAUCCGCUUCGACGCCAUCGACGCCGACACCCUGGCCAAGUGCCGUUCCCGCCGGCCCAGCACCGCGAGAUCGUGGCCGACCUGAAGGCCAAGUGCGACCGUGAGCGGGGCGACCUCAACGUGGCGCUGGUCGACCUGCUCAGCGUCAAGGGCAACAAGGACCUCAAGGCGCUGGUGCCCGUGCUGGUCGACAUCGCGCUGCGGCAUGUCAGGCCCAUGGGCCGCCCCGUACAGCGCGGCCUGCACCAGCUCGAGCAGAUCCUGGGCAGCAGCUGCGUUGACACGAGCAGCUCGACGGCCAGCCUGCCCACUCUGCUCCUGGCGCCCGGCGGCAGCGACGGAGUCCAGGGACCGGUCAUGGGGAUGGACGCGUGGGCCGAGCUGUGCGCGCUGUGCGGGGUGGCGACCGACGAGCAGCAGGCGCACGCGCUCAAGGUGCUGGCCUCGUGGGGCGUCCUGGUGCACGUGCCGGCCGGGAUGAUGGCCAAGGAGGCCUUCAUCGUGCCCUCUGCGCCGUGGCUGCUGGCGCAGCUCACCACCUACGACGCCGCCUCCUAG